AUGGCUUUCGACGACGACGAUAGCCCGCUGGUGGCAGGGCCGGUGCCGGCGGAUGGCGAAGGGAAUGCCCCGACGGCGGAAGAGACUCUCGAGGACGACAUGCCCGACUACAAGCUGUUUGCAUCUGCGUUUUCAAAAAAGGGCGUCUCGAGCCAGACGAUAAGAAAGGGCGAAAAGGACUUUGAGGCGCACGGAACACGAUCUCAGGACGGCGCGCUGGAAUCAAGUCGCAGAGCGCUGGAGGAUGUCUUGAGCUACACGAGGAUACAUCGGAAUGAUGCGUGGGCUAGAGGAUGGUGUUUCCCGGAUUUCUGGCUGGAUGAGGAGAAUGAGGCGACAGAUUACGAGGGGAUGUGGCUGAAGGACCGAGUGGUGGUUAUGGAACAUGAAAAGGGAGGCUGGAUGAAGGAUAUAGGACGAGUGGCUUCUGGAAAUAAAGACCAGCUCGGCGUAGGGAGAUUAUGGCUACUCCCAGAGGAAGCCAUCUAUCUGGUCGAAAGAGGCACUGUGGACCUGUGGUGGCCAUAUACGGACUUUGAAACCCUUCUACCCAAAGGUAGUACUGCUGGAGGAGCACCCCGUCCUGGGUUUGGCCCUGAUGAUUAUGAUGUUGGGUUGCCGCUGAGUCUUGAAGCCGCUUAUUCGCUCUUCAUCGGCUACGAGGGCGAGCAGGGCAAGACAACGCUUCCCAAAUAUCAAGUUUAUGCGCAUUUAAAGCGUGCAGGGUUCAACAUCCUUCGUGCGCCGCUCGAGCAGCCGAGGCCAGAAUCCACAGAACAUUCGCAGACACUUUGGCAAUGGCUCUUCUCCUUUGUCAAGUGGGAGUCGGGGGAGGAGAGGAUACAGCGGCACCACCAGCCUUUCGGUCCGCUCGUCGCUCCAGGACUUUACCGGGCUUAUCGGCCUAUAUACCAACAACUAGCUCUUCUCCCUCGACAUAAACCUCUCCCUGUACCACCAGAACCAUCUAAACCAGAGGAUCCCUUCAGGGUGCACUUCCACGUAUGGAAGCCUGGCGCGGGAGGAUUCUCCAAGAAGAAUCCUCCACCCCCCGACUUUCGCAUCGCGGUGGCCGACACGGCCGACUCAUGCCUGCCCACGCUGGAACAAAUCGAAUCGCUACUCGAGUCUACGCCGUACGAUCCUGCGCCGGAAGCCUGGCGGGGACAGCCAGGGAAACUGUACCAGCGACUGAAACACGGCCACCGAAAUGUAAUCGUCGCGGUUGUGGACAGAGGAUUAGUAAACUUUAUGAGGUUUGGAGAGGGCGCGUUUGGCGAAGAGAAGCUAUUUGAACGCUUUGACAACAGAGGCGCUGGCGGGAGGGGAGGAAAGAAGGGCGGUCGCGGAGGGGCCCGCGGAAGAGGCAGAGGCAGAGGGCGCGGAAGAGGAGGACGAUGA
Trichoderma gamsii is the source of this 1401-nucleotide messenger RNA. RefSeq lists its product as hypothetical. Gene Ontology annotation, cellular component: tRNA-intron endonuclease complex. Bases 1 to 1401 code for a protein of 466 amino acids. The transcript has a single exon. Gene Ontology annotation, biological process: tRNA-type intron splice site recognition and cleavage. The record is from RefSeq and is a predicted model, not a curated record. NCBI's taxonomy places the organism in Eukaryota, Fungi, Ascomycota, Sordariomycetes, Hypocreales, Hypocreaceae.